AUGACGCUCUUCUCUUUCCUCUGGUGUCAGUUUUCCUAUGGCUACAAGUAUGUUGCCACAGACUUGACCUGGGCUGAUGCAGAGAUCCACUGUGUCGGAGAGGGAGCCAACCUGGUGUCAAUCCACAGUCUGGAGGAACAGAAUUUAGUCAAAUUCCUGAUCAAGAACUUUGACCCUGCUGAGGGACAGACCUGGAUCGGACUCAGUGACAUCCACAAAGAAGGAGCAUGGCUGUGGUCUGAUGGGUCUUCAGCCAACUUUUUCUUUUGGCAUAGAGGAGAACCAAACAACGUUGAAGGACGUAAGCACUGUGUUCACACAAACUUUGACCCAAAAUUGAGAUGGAAUGAUAUACCAUGUUCUCAUAAAUUACAUUUUGUUUGUGCAUCUCGCACAAUUUGUCCUUAG
Molecule: messenger RNA, 408 nt
Organism: Anarrhichthys ocellatus (wolf-eel)
Lineage: Eukaryota; Metazoa; Chordata; Actinopteri; Perciformes; Anarhichadidae
Product: lactose-binding lectin l-2-like
Exons: 1
Coding region: 1-408 (135 amino acids)
Source: RefSeq, a predicted model, not a curated record